AUGGUAUAUCUAAAUUAUAUUGUAAAUUACUUCAACUGUCUUCAAGUCCCCCCCCACCUACCGCCGCCCCUCUUCAGGCAGAUGAUAAGCCGUAUGCCAGGAGUGUCCUUCAUCUCUCGCGAUUCUUCCCUUCUUUCAUCGGGUCAAUACUCAUCUCAAGAACAGUCUCCAGCUCUUUCUCGUCACAUAUCGCUUGGUGAUCUCUCCAGCCUUCCUUCAUCCAUCUCUUGGGCAAGCCGUGCUACCCACUCCCAUUCAAUUUCUGGCCGCUCGAUUCCCAGCCCUGGGUCCAAACGCACCUCAUCCACACGAACCCAUCGUAUAAACCUACCCAAGCAAAGCGAGGCAGCACAACAACCCCCGUCUAUCCGUCCUCAUUUCUCCAUGUUUGGCGGCCAUGACAGCAACACAGACGACCUCUCCACUCGCCAUGUGGACACCUACGAUAUCAGUCCUCUCCAGACCUUCUGGCAAUCCCUUCCGGGAUCAAAACAUUUCGCCCUCUCAGACAAUUUCAAGUUUAUCAUCAACAUCUGCAUGUGGUACAUAUCAUCCUCUCUGACGAAUAACAUUGGCAAGCAAAUCCUUACAUCCUUCAAGUACCCCGUAACCCUCACCUUUAUCCAAUUUGCCCUGGUUGCCAUGUGGUGUUUCUUGGUGGCCAACCUCGCCAGCACAACCCACAUCCGAUCACCCACCCAAGAGAUCGUCAGGACCAUCACCCCCUUGGCUGUCUUUUUGAUCGUUGGCCAUGUAUUCUCAAGUAUCGCGAUCAGCCGAGUACCCGUCAGUCUGGUACACACCAUCAAGGCCCUUGCGCCCCUCUUCACAGUCCUCUUUUAUCGCUUCAUUUUCCAGGUCCACUACACACCAAAUGUCUACAUCUCGCUCUUACCCCUCACCUUUGGCGUCAUCCUGGCAUGUUCUUUCACAUACUCUAACAGCGUGGUUGGUUUGUCGUGCGCACUUGGAUCGUGCUUUGUGUUUGUGACCCAGAAUAUAUUUAGCAAGAAGUUGUUGUUCAAGGAAGCCAAGAUGGGAGACCGGAACCCAAACAAACUCGACAAGAUCAACGUGCUGUUCUACUCGUCCUUUAUUUCAUGUGUGUUGAUGAUACCACUCUGGCUGUACUCUGACGGCUCGAGUCUGAUGGCCUUUUCGGUCGGCAACGAAGGGUCGCUCACCAAGACCCAGCUUGUGGUCUCUCUGUUUCUCAACGGAACGAUGAACUUUGGACAGAACUGGUUUGCAUUCACUACGCUCAGCAUGACCUCGCCCGUCACUUACUCGAUUUUCUCUCUGUUGAAGCGGAUCUUUGUUAUUGUGAUGAGUAUCGUUUGGUUCGGACAGCAGGUCACGAUUACCCAGUCGCUUGGGAUCAUGAUGACUUUUAUUGGUUUGUGGAUGUAUCAAAAGGCCAAAAGAGACGUUGAUCGUGGAGAGACCAAGAUCCGAGAAAAGUCGCUCGAUGGGCUGCCGACAGAGGAGAUCCCACUCGAAGACCUACCAAGGCACCGGAUGGAGGGCUUUACCUUGCCAGUAAACCAAGCCAAGAAAUGGGCCUCUACUCUGAUACCCCAGACCACCAGAGAUGAAAAAAUUCUGUAAUUUAUUUAUAUAGUCCAUUUCUUUUUUCUUCUCUCUUCGUUUCAUUAUUUUUUUUUAUUAUAGUUGUUGUUCUUCUUCUUCUUCAUCUUCUUUUUACCUUUUUACUUCUUUACUUUUUUUUUGAUAGCUUUGUUCAGUAGACAUUUCCUCCCUUUUUUUUUCUUUCUUUCGUUUAUUAUUUUUGCUGGUUCUUUUUUCUUUUAUAUAUGUAGAAAUAAUAUAUACAGUUUAUUUUCUUAUUAUU
Phycomyces blakesleeanus NRRL 1555(-) is the source of this 1852-nucleotide messenger RNA. RefSeq lists its product as hypothetical. The transcript is spliced from 2 exons. The record is from RefSeq and is a predicted model, not a curated record. Lineage: Eukaryota; Fungi; Mucoromycota; Mucoromycetes; Mucorales; Phycomycetaceae. Gene Ontology annotation, molecular function: phosphoenolpyruvate transmembrane transporter activity; antiporter activity. Gene Ontology annotation, biological process: phosphoenolpyruvate transmembrane import into Golgi lumen. The coding region runs from base 1 to 1608 and encodes 535 amino acids. Gene Ontology annotation, cellular component: Golgi apparatus; endoplasmic reticulum.